AUGCUAUCCAGAAGAAUAAACCAUAGAUACCUACGAAAGGUAACUUAUCAACAAACACGUUCAAUCAUAUUGAAUGCAGAUUUGCAGAAAAAGCUAGAUGAAUCUGAAUUUCAUCCCGUUAUUGUAGUUGGAGGAGGACAUGCUGGUUGUGAAGCUGCCACUGGAUCAGCUAGAUCACAAACUCCAACUACUUUAAUUACUCCAUAUAUAAAUAAAAUUGGAACAGCUUCAUGUAAUCCAUCAAUGGGUGGAGUUGGAAAAGGGACUUUAUUAAGAGAAGUUGAUGCGUUAGAUGGGGUUAGUGCAAGAAUUACUGAUAAAGCAGGUAUUCAUUUUAGAAUUUUGAAUGCUUCUAGAGGUGCAGCUGUUCAUGGACCUAGAGCUCAAAUCGAUAGAAAAAUAUACCUUGAGGAAAUGCAAAAGGAAAUUUUGAAUUAUCCAAAUUUGAAAGUACUUGAAGCACAAGUUGAAGACAUCAUUAUUGAACCAAAAUUAAACAAUGAAGGGGAUUAUGCUGGAAGAACAUUUGGUAUUGUCAAAGGUGUUAUUUUACUGGAUGGCAGAGUACUUAAAAGUGAAAAAGUCGUUGUAACUACAGGUACUUUUCUUGGAGGUGAAAUUCAUAUUGGAUUAAAAGCAUAUCCUUCAGGUAGAAUUGGAGAGGAAGCCACUUUUGGAUUAUCCAAAACUUUGCGUGAUGCUGGGUUUAGAUUAGGAAGAUUAAAAACAGGAACCCCACCAAGAUUAUCAGCAAAGACCAUUAAUUUUAAAGGAUUAAUUGAACAACCCUCCGAUUUCCCACCACAACCAAUGUCAUAUAUGAAUGAUAAAGUCGCACUAGAAGAUCAAUUAGUUAAAUGUUACCAAACUAAAACCAACCCAGAAUUUCAUAAAAUUAUUGCUGAUAAUUUAGAUAAGUCCAUUCAUAUCAGAGAAACUGUUAAAGGUCCAAGAUAUUGUCCAAGUAUUGAAUCAAAAGUUAUUAAAUUUCCUCACAAAGAUUUCCAUUAUGUUUGGUUAGAACCAGAAGGAUUAGAUACUGAUUUGAUUUAUCCAAAUGGUAUUUCAUGUACCAUGCCAGAAGAAAUUCAAGAAAAGUUAGUUAGAUUAAUGCCUGGUUGUGAAAAUGUCACCAUGACUCAGCCUGGUUAUGGUGUGGAAUAUGAUUUCAUCGAUCCGCGUGAAUUGAAAAUGACUUUAGAAACUAAAUUAGUUGACGGGUUAUUCCUUGCAGGUCAAAUUAAUGGUACAACAGGUUAUGAAGAAGCCGCAGCUCAAGGUUGUGUAGCUGGUAUUAAUGCUGGUUUAUCUUACAUGAAGAAACCCGCUUUAGAUUUAAGGCGUCCUGAUGGUUUAAUGGCCAUCAUGAUUGACGAUUUGAUUACCAAAGGGGUUGAAGAGCCUUAUAGAAUGUUUACUUCUCGUUCUGAAUUUCGAUUCUCGAUUCGUUCAGAUAAUGCAGAUUUUAGAUUAACUGAAAGAGGUUACCAAUUAGGAGUUGUUGGAGAAGACAGAUAUAAACAUUACAAAGAAGAAAGCAAUCAAUUCGAGGAUAUUAAAAAUACUUUAAGUGAAUUGAAACUAAUUGGAAGAUACUGGGCACCAGCUUUAGAAGGCGUGACUUAUGAUGCAAGAGAUGAUGUCAAAGUCUCGGGUUGGAAAUUACUAGCAUACCCAGGAAUGCUGAUCAACUGUUUAUUACCACACAUGUCUAAAUUUAUGAACAAAGUCCCUAAUUCAUUUGAUAAUAUUUCAGAAAGAUUAAGAAACAAAAUCGAUGUUGAAAGUGAUUAUGAACCUUUUAGAACUAGAGAAAGAAGAAACAUUGAAAAAUUCGAAGAUUAUGAUAAAUUCAUCUUGCCUCAAAAUUUCAACUAUACAAAUACUGGUAACUUGAAAAUCUCACACGAAGUUUGUUCCAUUUUAAAUGUAAUUCAACCUUCAACUUUAGGUCAAGCAAUGAAACUUAGAGGUGUUACACCCACUGCCAUUAUGGAAUUACGAAAAAUAGCUAAAUUGGGAACUUCUUCAAAUAAAGAAAUUGCAACAUCUUAA
This is a messenger RNA of Candida tropicalis MYA-3404, 2055 nucleotides long. It is a transcript of the gene MTO1, whose product is annotated as tRNA modification protein. NCBI's taxonomy places the organism in Eukaryota, Fungi, Ascomycota, Pichiomycetes, Serinales, Debaryomycetaceae. Gene Ontology annotation, molecular function: flavin adenine dinucleotide binding. Gene Ontology annotation, cellular component: cytosol. The record is from RefSeq and is a predicted model, not a curated record. Gene Ontology annotation, biological process: tRNA wobble uridine modification; tRNA methylation. The transcript has a single exon. The coding region runs from base 1 to 2055 and encodes 684 amino acids.